Cladophialophora carrionii CBS 160.54 is the source of this 396-nucleotide messenger RNA. RefSeq lists its product as uncharacterized. The coding region runs from base 1 to 396 and encodes 131 amino acids. The record is from RefSeq and is a predicted model, not a curated record. Lineage: Eukaryota; Fungi; Ascomycota; Eurotiomycetes; Chaetothyriales; Herpotrichiellaceae. The transcript has a single exon.
AUGGCUGAAGCAUUCAACGGCCAAGUCCUCAUGGACCAGCCCGCUGGCACCGGCAAUCGACCGUACGCCGCCGAGUCCUGGCUCGAGCCAUGGCUCAUCAAGCACUCUGAGUUCUACCGCAAGCACUUCACCCGCGACGGCCGCCGCGAAAGCAAGUCCACCAGACGACACAGCAUUGUCACUGAGGGUCUCGAGUCGAGGAAGAAUUCAAUCGCCAUACCCGAGGCAGCCUCUGGCCAUGGAAGUGAGCCUACCGCCGCCACCCCUGUUCCUGUUGAGCAACCGAGAACAAGUACUGAGGCUGAGGCUGCCGCUGUUGAGCACCCCGAGGCUCUCAACAAGAAAGAUCGAGUCAGCGCCUGGCGCCGCAGCAUUGGUUGGCUCCCUCACCCAUAG